AAUGUAAUGUAAUAUAAUAAUAUAAUAUUAAAAGAAUAAUGAAGAAAAAACCAUCACACGAUUCAUCCCCCUCAUUACAACUAAUCAAAUUCAUCGUUGGAUUUCCAUACAACAACAACAACCAUCUGUCACUAAAUCUUUAUAUUCAUAUUCAUAUUCAUUCACACAAACAAAUUAGGGCUCAAUUCCGCAAUUUCACCAUUGAAGCAGCUUCAACAAGUUAGUUAGGUUUAAUACAUUCAGAUUUCUCAACUGAUCAUCGUUAUGAUAACAACAACAACAACUGCAUUGUGAUUGUAAGACGAUGAUCAUGGCGAACGGCAGUCCUCCGUACGAAUGGCGGUUUGAUGAUGACGAUGACGGUUUUGACGUAACCGCCAUGGAAGACGAGCCGUUGGAUUUUGAAUCGAUGUUCAAUUCGAUUGGAGAACAAUCGCGUGGUGACUUUUCGGAGAAUCUGCCGGCUGAUCCACCAUCAAAUAUGGCACCCUGUAAUGAGUCGGCUUCUCAUGAGGCUAAUGAGCACUGCGAACCCCACAACGGCUCACUUGCAUUACCCUUUCUGCAUCACUCAGAAGCUUCAACAUCUAUGGCUUAUUAUCCAGAUGCUUCAUUUGAUACUUCUGCUGAUUGUUCGAUGUCGGUUCCAGCUCAAGAUUUUUCAUCAUUUUACAAUCAUGGAACUGGAACUAAUUUCGAGAGAGCUCAUAUCAAUGAUACUUUUGGGUUUACUAAUGGUAGUGAUGGAAACCAUCAGCUAAUGGAUACAACUGGGAUAAGUGAUGGAAUGUUUUACGAUAUGGGAGGCCCGUUGAUGAAUCUUUUUGGUGGAUACUCUGACGGUUUCUAUGAUCCUCAUCAUGAGUUCUCUAUGCCAUGUAUCACAGGCUCUAAUGAACCAUUGUAUUUUGGUUCAUCAAAUUCAAAUCAUAAUGAUGGCAUGUUAUUCAAUGUUAAUAUGGAAUCAGAGGAACAUCUAAUGCAAAAUCUAUCAAGAAACAAUGCUGUAAAUGAUAUUGGACCGCAUGUCUGUGCUGAAGGUAGUAAAGUGGAAAACGAAUCUACCAGUGGCUAUCAUGGGCUUCGUAUGUGUCAUAUGUCAAAUAAGAAACAAUCGGUGCAUGCAAAGGAUGACAAACAUGUUCCAACACUUGGUCCCGCAUGCAAAAAAGAAUCUCUAGCAAAUGGGAAGCCUCGUAAAAUCAGGCGCGAAAAGGCAAAACUCGAAACAAAUGAUGAAAAGUCCGGUUAUCAAUUUCCAUCUCAGGAGUUUCCCCAUCAAAAGUCAGAAUUAUCUCUACCAGAUAAUGGCUUGGCAGUUCCACUUUUGAAACACCAGCGGAUUGCUUUAUCAUGGAUGUCAAAAAGAGAGACAAAAAGCACUCGUUGCUGUGGAGGAAUUCUUGCAGAUGAUCAAGGGCUUGGUAAAACAAUAUCUGCAAUUGCCCUCAUUCUAAAGGAAAGAUCACCCCCGUCUUCUAGUCUCUCUGCUAUCGAAACAAAAGAUAAAGCAAUAGAGACUUUAUGUUUGGAUGAAGAUGAACAUACAAAGCCUUCUGUUCCGACGACAAGCAAUAGAGUAUCUGCAGGAACACUUGUUGUAUGCCCUACCAGUGUUCUCCGUCAAUGGAAUGAAGAAUUGCAGAAUAAAGUAGUUACCGAAGCUAAUCUUUCCGUUUUAGUGUAUUACGGAAUAAACCGAACCAAAGAUCCAAUCGAGUUAGCCAAAUAUGACGUCGUUAUAACAACAUACGCAAUUGUGAGCAUGGAGGUACCAAAACAGCCACUCGAUGAAGACGAUGAAGCAACGAUAAAAAUCUCAUCCACUAAAAAACGAAAAUACCCGCCAACUGACUCUGCUGAAUGUCCUCUAGCUAAGUUGAGGUGGUUCAGAGUUGUAUUAGAUGAGGCUCAAAGUAUUAAAAAUUAUAAAACACAAGCAGCUAGGGCUUGUUGGGGUCUUAGAGCUAAACGAAGGUGGUGCUUAUCCGGAACUCCUAUCCAAAACUCCAUUGAUGAUCUGUAUAGUUACUUCAGGUUUUUAAAAUAUGACCCGUUUGCAGUAUAUAAAAAAUUCUGCACCCAAAUAAAGGCCCCGAUUCAAAGAAAUCCCAAGGAUGGGUAUAAAAUGUUGCAGGUUAUAUUAAAGACUAUCAUGCUACGUCGCACAAAAGGUACACUUCUUAAAGGAGAACCAAUUAUCUCAUUACCGCCCAAAACCGUUAUCCUGAAAAAAGUUGAUUUUAGUGCUGAGGAGCGCGGUUUUUACCGUAGUCUGGAGGCUGAAGCCCGUGCUCAGUUUGAAGAAUAUGCUGCUGCUGGCACGGUCAAACAAAACUACGUAAACAUAUUAUUAAUGCUUUUACGCCUUCGGCAAGCAUGUGAUCACCCUUUGCUCGUUAGAGGAUGUCGCUCAAGUACCGACUGGAGGUUAUCUGUUGAAAAGGCAAAACAACUUCCUCAAGAAAAACUAAAACACCUUUUAAACUGUUUAGAAGCUUCAUUAGCAAUUUGCAGCAUAUGUAAUGAUCCACCUGAAGAUGCUGUUGUAACAACUUGUGAACAUGUUUUCUGCAAUCAGUGCAUCCUUGAGCAUCUUUCAACUGACGACAACCAGUGUCCAUCCUCAGAGUGUAAAAAGCUUCUUAAUAAAUCUUCAGUAUUUUGUAAAUCAGCGCUUACAGUUUCGGUUAUGGACCGUGAUUCAGUGGAAUCUGAGGUUACAGAACCUUGUUCGACCAAUGAACCGGUUGAUUCCUUGAAAAUUGAGGCUGCUAAGGCACUUGAUUCCUCAAAAAUUAGAGCUGCCAUUGAAGUCCUUCAAACUAUUGCAAAACCCAAGGAUAUAACUGUAACUGUGAAUGAUACUAAAACUGAAGGAAAUUCAGUUGUUAGGGAGAAAGCGAUUGUGUUCUCACAGUGGACAGGGAUGCUGGAUUUGCUUGAAGUUUGUCUUAAAGAUUCCUCGAUCGGUUACAGGCGACUUGAUGGGACAAUGUCGGUUGUUGCCCGAGAUAAAGCAGUGAAGGAUUUCAACAAGCUUCCUGAGGUAACUGUUAUAAUUAUGUCACUGAAAGCUGCUAGUCUUGGGCUAAACAUGGUUGCUGCCUGUCAUGUGAUUCUGCUGGAUCUUUGGUGGAACCCAACAAUAGAGGACCAAGCGAUUGAUAGGGCCCACCGGAUAGGGCAAACACGUCCAGUUACAGUUUUGCGGUUGGCUGUUAAAGAUACUAUUGAAGAUCGUAUUUUAGCUCUUCAGAAAAAGAAAAGAGAAAUGGUGGCGUCUGCAUUUGGAGACGACAAGAAUGGUUGCUUGCAGACUCGCCUUACUUUUGCUGACAUUAGAUAUCUAUUUCAAGCGUAGUACCCGGGAAUGUCAGAUCUAGAGCAAUCAUAAAACUAUGACUUGUAUAUUUCAUUGCCCUAGACGCGCCAUUCUAGAUCCAGGUAAAGACCUACCGUCAACUUUAACCGUGUUAAUAUCCUAAGAGGUGGUUAUUUUUGCAUGUCGUUAUCAAUUAACGACAUUACUGACAUAGCUUUUUUGAGUUAUAUUAGGGUUAAAGAAGGAAAAUAGUUUUUGGUUUAGCAUGAUGGAGAUGAUCAAUAGUAGUCUUAGAAUCAUGCAACUUUCUCCAUGGUUUUUUUUUGUAGCAUAUUGAAUGGCAACUUUCUUCUUCUUAUUUAAUCUUGUUUUGGAUCAAA
Messenger RNA from Helianthus annuus (common sunflower), 3705 nucleotides. RefSeq names its product helicase-like transcription factor CHR28. Bases 305 to 3364 code for a protein of 1019 amino acids. Gene Ontology annotation, molecular function: metal ion binding; ATP binding; ATP-dependent chromatin remodeler activity. The transcript has 11 exons. The record is from RefSeq and is a predicted model, not a curated record. NCBI's taxonomy places the organism in Eukaryota, Viridiplantae, Streptophyta, Magnoliopsida, Asterales, Asteraceae.